Messenger RNA from Gavia stellata (red-throated loon), 444 nucleotides. RefSeq names its product cilia and flagella associated protein 126 (gene CFAP126). Gene Ontology annotation, cellular component: ciliary basal body. The coding region runs from base 1 to 444 and encodes 147 amino acids. The transcript has 5 exons. Gene Ontology annotation, biological process: cilium organization. The record is from RefSeq and is a predicted model, not a curated record. Lineage: Eukaryota; Metazoa; Chordata; Aves; Gaviiformes; Gaviidae.
AUGGCGGCCCGCUACGGCGCGGGGCAGUACGAGGACGCCUUCAGCCCCCGCCGCCUGCAGAACUGGGGCGUGCCGCGGCCCGGCCGGCAGCGCCCCUCGCUGUGGGAGGGUUCCACACCGAUCGUCGCCAAUGACCGGGGGCACCUGCUCCCUGCAGUGCCCCGCUCCCAGGCCUCCCCAUGGGGCAGGUUUGUGGGGACCUGGGAGAUGCCGCCAAGGAUCCCCCCGGCCAGGCUGGACCUGACCUCCCGCUCGGCCGCCGCCACCGCACAGCUCAUCGACUGGAUCUGCCGACCCACCGCCCUGACCCGCGCCUGCAAUGGCCUGCGGACGGAGAUCACCGGGAAAGUCUCCAUCAAAAGCCUGAUGAGCAGAGCAGAUGUUCCCUAUAAAGCCGACAUUUUGCCGGCUGAUGAUGUGAAUGGGAAGGAGGAUCCUUCCUGA